This is a messenger RNA of Schistosoma intercalatum, 255 nucleotides long. The record is from the annotation of a GenBank genome assembly. Lineage: Eukaryota; Metazoa; Platyhelminthes; Trematoda; Strigeidida; Schistosomatidae.
GAUAUCUUGAAAAUUCCGGCAAAUGCCUACGCUCCUCCACCCUAUUACUGUUCUAACACCAACGGAAAUGUCAAUACAACUACAGCUGAUGCUGUUACUACCAAUACGACUAUUACUUCUGCUACUACGGCUAAUACUACUACUACUAAUACUAAUACUAGUACUACAACUAGUGUGAUAUCAGCAGUUACAACAACUAACAAGGAUGAUACCCAAAUUAAUAAUGCAUCAUCGAAUGCUCACUCUUCUUGUUAA